This is a messenger RNA of Archocentrus centrarchus (flier cichlid), 2126 nucleotides long. It is a transcript of the gene prelid3b, whose product is annotated as PRELI domain containing 3. Lineage: Eukaryota; Metazoa; Chordata; Actinopteri; Cichliformes; Cichlidae. The transcript has 6 exons. Bases 198 to 779 code for a protein of 193 amino acids. Gene Ontology annotation, cellular component: mitochondrial intermembrane space. The record is from RefSeq and is a predicted model, not a curated record.
GGACUCGUACGGCAUGUGCCAGAGUAGCGGAAAUGCGUCACGGACUCGUGUGACUGCUGCGGUGUGAAGGGAGUGGGCAUACGGGUGUCUUUCAACGUGGAUCACUGGUGUCUGUCAGUGUCGCUGUGCCUGUCUGUCGGCUCUUUAUAUUCACACGUCGACUCCAGCUUCACCAGCACCGACCAGCUACUUAAAUCAUGAAGAUUUGGACCUCAGAGCACAUAUUCAACCAUCCUUGGGAGAUGGUAAUUAAAGCUGCUAUGCAGAAGUACCCAAACCCCAUGAACCCCAGUGUGGUUGGAGUGGAUGUUCUGGACAGAGAUAUCGACAAACAAGGCCGCCUCCAUAGUAAAAGACUGCUCAGCACAGAGUGGGGGCUUCCAUCCAUAGUGAAAUCUCUCGUUGGUAGUGCACGAACAUACACGUAUGUUCAGGAGCAAUCAGUUGUGGAUCCCAAAGAGAAGACUUUUGAACUUCAGUCCACAAAUAUCACAUUCACAAAUAUGGUGUCCGUGGAUGAAAGGUUAACGUAUAACCCACACCCUGAAGAUCCAGAAAAAACAAUUUUGACCCAGGAGGCUAUCAUCUCUGUGAAAGGGGUCAGUCUCAGCAGCUACCUGGAGGGAGUUAUGGCCAGCACCAUCUCUACUAAUGCUGGAAAGGGCCGUGAAGCCAUGGAAUGGGUAAUCAGGCGACUGAAUGCGGAAAUCGAGGAGCUUGCAGCCACAGCACGCGGGACCAUCCGCACCCCGAUGGCUGCUGCAGUCACAGAGAAAUGACACCAGUACAGCCAGCCUCUUUUUAUGAUGCUUUGGUCCUAUUUUGGUGCUUUGGAGGUUUUUGUAUUGUUUAAGGGGUACAAUUCAUCCAUCUUGUAUACUUUUCCCAUCUACAUUAGAUAUAUUCUAAGCUGGAGACUGCACCAUGAAGGGAUUCUGCUGAGUGUUUUCAGGUGCUGCCCGGUGGGACUGCUUUGAUAGGGGAAACUCUGUGCUGAAAAGUGGGUGGCACACUCAGGGACAUGUUCAAAUACUGCUGCCAUGUUUGAAUACAGGUGCAGUGUGGAUGAACUGGAAACACAAGAAAUGUGCCAAAGCAGACACUGCUUUUUUUUUUUUUUUUUGUCUUUACAAAUGCCUUCUCCAGCUGUGUUUUCAUUUGGCAAAACAGUGUCAGAAUGCCAGCAUGUCUCUUCUGGUCUGAGCGCUGAGUCUACAGCAGCAGAGUCAGAAAGAAAACACAGUUCAUGGUGAGAUGUAUAGAAGUGACUGCGAUAAAGACGAACACGGGGAAUGGCCGUAGACUUGGCAGGUCAAGAGCACCGAGUGUCCCAAAUACAUGCAAGCAGGUCAGAGUAAAUGGUUUGGGUUAUUGACAGUGACCACAGUCAGGUCAGUCAGGUGUUAGAGAUAUCAACAACGUUUUCCUGUGGGACCUUAGUAACAACAACACACUGUACUAGCCAAUGAUGAGAGCUUGAUACUAAAUUGUACUGAUGUAUUGUAAUAACUUAUGUUAUUAAGGUAUUUAAGUGAAAUCAAGGGAUCAAAGUAGCUGCCAUAUUUAUACUUUUGAAGUUUUGUAGGACGACCUUCUCAAAUGCAGCUUUAAUGUAACACACGAAUCUGUUUACGGUGUAGAAACAAAGGUAAAAUUUCUUUUUACACACUAAACCUGAGCUUGUUAUAACUGAAACAGUUUUAUCAACAUGUGCGUAACACUGUCAGUGUGAUCACUCUGCAUAGAGGCCGAGAGCUUCACACUGAUUAAUAAUAAAAGCUGCUGUGCAUUCUGGGAGAGCAUUUUGAUCAAACUGUUUCAGUGAUUACUGUGUAUUUGAGAGUCUUUUAUUAUUGUUGUAUACUGGGAAACGGUGUGGUGAUGGUGAACGCACAAGUUUCUAUAUAUAAUAUAUUUAAAUAUAUUUUGUACCUACACUAGGAAUAUUUAUUUUGGAAAACCAUUUGUUUUGAAGAAGUAAGUUAUGAGUUGCUUGAUUUUCUUAAAGGCCGACAUCACAUGCUCAGCUUGUUAUUUGUGCAUUUUGAAUGUGUAAAAAGAUUCUCUUACAAUUCUCUUACAAAUGCACAAUGUGGCAAUAAAAUGUUUGAACCUGUUUUAUUUAA